CUGUCUGAAGAUCUUAACAAGGAAGUGUGAAACGUGAAGCAACCCCAUCUACACACAAGAACCAACCAACCCCUAUACACGCAUCAUCAUCAGAACCCUAAAUUCCAGGACGAGUAAAUCUCGAGUUGGGUUUGCUUAAAGUCACAAGCUUUGAUUUGGGUUUCAUCACAAGCUCUGUAUUGAAGCUUGAGUUCGGUUAAAGGAGAGCAGCGAUGUGCAGUUUGUCGCCGAGUCUGCUGUUACCGACAAGGCUCAAACCAGGCUAUUCAGACAAACGGAGUAACAGUAGCAAUUCCCUCUUUGUCUCCAAUAGAAGAUCCAAGAGGAGGAACCUAUCCAUUGUUCCCAUGGCAAGAUUGUUUGGACCGGCGAUCUUCGAAUCAGCCAAGCUGAAAGUAUUGUUUUUGGGUGUUGAUGAGAAGAAGCAUCCACCAACGCUCCCAAGAACUUACACACUCACUCACAGUGACAUUACUGCUAAAUUAACUUUAGCUAUCUCUCACUCCAUUAACAACUCUCAGUUGCAAGGAUGGGCUAAUCGGAUAUACAGAGAUGAAGUAGUAGCAGAAUGGAAGAAAGUGAAAGGGAAACUGUCGCUCCAUGUUCACUGUCAUAUUAGCGGUGGACAUUUCCUUUUAGAUUUAUUCGCAAAGUUUCGAUAUUACAUCUUUUGCAAGGAGUUACCAGUUGUGUUGAAGGCUAUAGUUCAUGGAGAUGAGAACUUGUUGAACAACUAUCCAGAGUUACAAGAAGCUCCUGUUUGGGUUUAUUUCCAUUCUAAUGUCGAUGAGUUCAACAGAGUCGAAUGUUGGGGUCCUCUUUGGGAAGCUUCUUCACCUGAUGGUCACAGGACUCAAUCUCUUCCUGAGCCGCAGUGCAAGGAUGAGUGCAGUUGUUGUUUCCCACCGGUUAGCUCUAUUCCGUGGUCACAUAGUCUUAGUAAUGAAGUUGCUAAAGGUUACUAUGGGACUCAUGGUGAGGGAAUGUCUACUCCUAAUCCGGAGAAACUCUAAUGAAAAAAAAAUAAUAAAAACCUUUUUGGUUUGUAAAUUGAAUGAAAUAGGAAGAUUAUUCCUCAUAUUGGUUUGGUGUACAUACUACAUAGUGUGGUAAUAGGAAACUAAUGAUCGUUUGUAUGUUUGAUAAUACGAAGUUUAAGUUAUAAAAUGUUUAAUACUUUGUGUCUG
Raphanus sativus (radish) is the source of this 1187-nucleotide messenger RNA. Its product is annotated as magnesium dechelatase SGR1, chloroplastic. The record is from RefSeq and is a predicted model, not a curated record. The transcript has 4 exons. NCBI's taxonomy places the organism in Eukaryota, Viridiplantae, Streptophyta, Magnoliopsida, Brassicales, Brassicaceae. Bases 213 to 1013 code for a protein of 266 amino acids.